Prorocentrum cordatum is the source of this 1733-nucleotide messenger RNA. NCBI's taxonomy places the organism in Eukaryota, Dinophyceae, Prorocentrales, Prorocentraceae. The record is from the annotation of a GenBank genome assembly.
CGUGGCCUUCUAGAAAUCGGCUCGGGAUGAAGACCUGGUUCUGGCUCCGCCGCAGCGCUGCCGGGCGGCCCCCGCCUCGGCCCCCGCGGUUGCGCCUCCCCCUGCCGCUGCACCCGCAGGCGGCCAGGGGCUCGCGGGCGGCGGCUGUGCCGGUGACGGCGGUGCGGCCCCAUGUGGCACUCCGGUAGCGCUCGCUCCUCUCGGCGGCAGUGUCGCAGUGCAGUCUGGCGGGCUUGGUUUUGGUGCUGGCCCUGUUGCUGACCGGCUCUUCUCGAUGCUGGAGGGCAUCAGCUCGAACAUGGUGACCCGCGGCGACUUCCAGGGCUACAUUGCUACCGCGGACGCGCGAGCCGCCCAGCUCACCAAGCGCCUUGACGACCUCGAGCUCAAGAUGAACUCCUUCGAGCAGGCGGAGAACGCGGCGCUGAUGGCUGCGCUCGACGGGCGGGUUGCCGCGCUCCGCUCUGAGCUGCUGGAGUGUGCCCCAGUCUCACGAGACCCGUACGGAUCCGAAGAGGACGUCCGUCCGCCGCAGUUCACGGCGCUGGAGGCGCAGGUGAGGGACCUGUCGGCGGCGGUGCAGGCCUUGCAGCAGCCGCCGACGCAGCCGCCCCUGUCGGCGUGGGCCCGUUUUUCGCCGGGCGCUGCGCGCUCCUCUGGCUCCGGCCGCGGUGGUCCUGCCAGGCUUGCUGGCGAGGCGGCCGAAGCCGACAAGUCCAAGCUGUGGAUCGGCGGAUUCCCGCGGCGCAUGCUGGAGCGCGUCCUAACCGCGCACGGCAAGGCCCUCCUGGCCGCCCUCCCGCAGCACAUCGCUGCCAAGGCCUACCCAAUAGCGAAAAACCUGAACCAGGCCUACGCCCUGCAGUUCGACUCCAUCGAGCAAGCCAGGGACGCGCUCGACCAGUUUAAGAUGCGCGGGAUCACGUGGACUGACCCUCGCAGCCAGCACGUCCUGCCGCUACGUGCGAAGAUGGAUGCCUCCACGGCGGUGCGUGCCAAGCAGCUGCUGCUGGGUAGGCUCUGGCAGCAGGUGCACGCCUACAUGAAGCAGCAGAGCACCUGGAAGGAGGACUACAUCAUGGGCUCCAACGGCCCCAAGGGCAUGCUCUUCAUCACCCAGGACGACGACGUCGAGAUCCUCGCCACGGUGAUCGAGGACACUGGAGGCGCCAAGCAUCUGGACAUGGACUUCGAGAACCUCGCCAAGUUCGGCAUCUCCCGUGACAAGGCGCUGGAGUUCGCUCGAAUGGCGGAGCCCUGAUGGUCUCCACCGCAGUCGGACGCUGCUGACGACGACGGCAGCCUUCACCGGCACCUUUGGCCUGUUGACGAUGGCCUUGCUGCUUCUCUGGGUGCCCAUCCUGAGCGUGCUUCAGACGUGGCGUCUUCAUCCUGCUCUCCGCUGUCUUCUGCUACUCUUUCUCUGUCGGCAGGUGCGUCUUUCGACAACUAUGGUGACGACCAGCAGGGGGUGCUGGGAGUUGCUGGGGAUGCUGCUCGCGCCUGUGUGGGGCGCGACCCGCGUUCGGGAUCGUCGUUGUCUUCUUCGGGCUCGUCCUCGUCCUGCGGGUGCUCUUCGUCCAGUUCAUUUUCUCCGAAUUCAUCUUCUGAUGGGAGUUCCGAGGCGUCUAUAGCUGUUUAUUCGGAUGCCAAGCCUUUCGAGAUCAAGGCUCACCUCUCGACUGCUAGCUGUAAUGCUCACUGCCUGUUCAACCGCCUCCACUCCAACCACC